AUGGUUGACCAAGUUCUUUGCACUUGUAUUUGGUGCCUACAAAAAUCUAAUGGUCAAGGAAAAAUAGUUAGUCAAGCAACUCGUGUAAGACAUAAAAAAAAUCAAAAUAAAACUUGGUCUAAUCUGAAAAAUAUACCAGUACAACAAAGAUAUCUAGAUACAUCUAUUCCUGCUGCUAAUAUCAUAUCUACUUCUCCGCUACCAUUAUCUGAUAAUAUUUCAAUGCUAUCUCAAAUAAAUAUAAAUGAAGAAUAUCAGAAUCAUGAUAUUGAAAUGAUAUCUGAUGAACUAUCUAAUGAAGAUCAAAUUAAAAUCUUAGAGAAUGAAAUUGAUAAAAUUGCGAUAUUAGAAGAUGAAAAGGAUAAAGAAGAUGAAAUUGAAAUAUCAGAGGAGGAAGAUGAAGAAAAUGAAGAAAAUGAAGAGGAUAAUGAGGAAGAAUAUAAUAGGGAAUAUAAUGAAAAUAUUUCUGAAGAUUUAAUCAAAGGUUUACGACUUCUUAAAAUUAAGGAGGAACAUAAUAUCUCAGAAGUUGCAUUUGAUAAAAUUCUUAAAGUUCUUGAAAUUUCUAGAAUAUCACUUUAUAAACUUCGUAAACUUCUUAAAAAUAUAAUCCCAUUAAAACCAAUUCUUGUAGAUUGCUGCAUCAAUUCAUGUACUGCAUUUACAGAUGAACUUAUUAAUAAAAAUACCUGUCCAUAUUAUGUUAUAGCUAUAGAACUUGUAAAUAAAUUAUUACGCAAACGUGAAAUACAAAAAGAGUUUUCAACUUCAUUCCCUGUUGAUAUUAUGCAUGGAUUGUUUGAAAAUAUUGCACCAGCAAUGCUUCGGCACUGGACUAGUACUUUCUUCAAAGAGAAUCAAGAAAAUAAUUAUGAUUAUAUUCUCUCUAGUAAAAUUUGGACAGAAAUUGGAAAUAUAAUGGAGAAAAAUAAAAAGAAUAAGCCACUGGAUUUUGGGCGUCCACCUAUUAAUAUUCAACGAUAUUCAGCUUCAUUCAAAGCAGAAGAUUGGUCAAAUUGGGUGAUUUUAUACUCACUCCCAUUAUUACAAGAUUAUCUUUCAGAAAUAUAUAUAAAUGGAUGGGCCAAAUUUGUGUAUGCUGUAAAGCUUUGUCUCAAGAAAACUAUUACUAUAACAGAGCUAACAGAAAUUAACAAACUUUUUUGUGAAUUUGUUACACAUUAUGAUAGGUUAAAUAAUUCCAGUCAGAUUCCAGCAGUACUUAUUUCUUAUCAUUAUUGGUUGCAUAUUACUACUUCAAUUCGUAAUACUAGACCUGCAUAA
This is a messenger RNA of Funneliformis geosporum, 1284 nucleotides long. NCBI's taxonomy places the organism in Eukaryota, Fungi, Glomeromycota, Glomeromycetes, Glomerales, Glomeraceae. The record is from the annotation of a GenBank genome assembly.